UCCGUUGCUGUUACUGAUGUUUGAGUGUUUAGACUUCGGACUCAAUGGCUUGGAGAGCGUGUACCAGGUUUGUGAGCAGGACCCCGUCCACUGCAAGAGGCGCCGGAGUCAGAGGCACUAACCGGUGUUACUGGACCACUACUUCGAGGAGGAGCGCCGCUGCUCUGGCCAGUGGAAGAGCUGCUUUACUCCUGGGGCUCCCUGCCCUCUCCUGCCUGGGAUAUGAAGCUUAUAACCGGAUGCAGAGUUUAGCCGUGCUCCAUGCUAUAGGACAAGAGGAGGUUUUGGAGCAGGCUGACUACCUGUAUAGCUGUGCAGAGACCGAGAAACUCUACCAACUGCUGCUGCAGUACAAGGACAGUGACGAUGCAGAGUUCCUGUGGAGGUUGGCCCGGGCAUCUCGGGACCUGUCCCUCCUGCCCAACAUGGAGGCCGAGCGGAAGAAGCAGCUGAUGUUCGAGGCCUUUGAAUACGCCAAGAGGGCACUGGAGAAAGAUGACAAGUGUUUUGCAGCACACAAGUGGUACGCUGUGUGUCUCAGCGACGUCGGGGAUUACGAGGGAGUCAAGGUGAAAAUAGGAAAUUCAUACAUCAUCAGGGAACAUCUAGAGAGAGCCGUCGAGCUGAAUCCCAAAGAUGCCACUUCCUUACACAUCCUGGGUUACUGGUGCUUUGCUUUUGCUGAGCUGCCGUGGUAUCAACGCAAGGUGGCGGCUGUAAUCUUUGCGUCACCACCUGUGUCCACAUACGAGGAGGCCCUGGCAUUCUUCCUGAAGGCUGAAGAGGUUGAUCCUGACUUCUACAGUAAAAACCUGCUGAUGCUCGGGAAGACCUACAUGGGUAUGAAAGACAAGCAGAAAGCUCUGUUCUGGUUAACCAAAGCUAAAGAGUACCCUGCUCACACACUGGAAGACAAAGAGGUCCAUAAAGAAGCCGUUGACCUCCUAAAGAAGCUCGGAUGAAGCUGUGUUAACACUGAGUGGAACAUGAAGCCUUUCAGGACUUUUAGACUGUUAAUAAUUGCUAACAAAACGUUUUCUUUGUAUGAUUUUGUAAUUAAUUAUUGAUACAGUAGAACUGUAAGUGACCUUGCACACAGAAGACACUCUUGCCUUUUGAGGUAACAAGGUUAUGUCCAAACAUCCAGCUUGUUGUUAAUUUAAAACCGAUAUAACUACAAGUACAGGAUGCCUGUACAUAAUCGAUUACUGUAUCUGUUCAAGCAAACAGCACGUUUUGUGUGUUAAGGGGAAAAAUUGCACUAAACUGUAGUUUUUAUGCCUCCGCAGCAAGAGCCCGAGGUUUUCCGGUUGUCCGUCCAUCCCAUUCUCACGGACACGAUAUCUCAAUGACACUUGGACAGAACUUCUUUAAAUUUGGCACAAACAUUCACUAGGACUCAAGGAUGAACUAAUUAGAUUUUGGUGGCUAAAGGUCAAAGGUCAAGGUCACGAUGACCUCACAAAACAUGAUUUUGGCCUUGUGAAUACAAUAGCUCAAACUCUGCGAGGGAGUCGCUUCAAAUGUGGCACAAACAUUCACUUGGACUUGAGGACAAACUUAUUAGGUUUUAGGGGUCAAAGGUCAAAGGCGUGGUGACCUCAUGAAACACAGUUUUGGCCUUGUGAAUGCAAUAUCUCGAGAACUC
Messenger RNA from Seriola dumerili (greater amberjack), 1648 nucleotides. It is a transcript of the gene rmdn1, whose product is annotated as regulator of microtubule dynamics 1. Gene Ontology annotation, molecular function: microtubule binding. Bases 45 to 962 code for a protein of 305 amino acids. Lineage: Eukaryota; Metazoa; Chordata; Actinopteri; Carangiformes; Carangidae. The transcript is spliced from 10 exons. Gene Ontology annotation, cellular component: spindle microtubule; cytoplasm; mitotic spindle pole. The record is from RefSeq and is a predicted model, not a curated record.